Messenger RNA from Heteronotia binoei (common prickly gecko), 1895 nucleotides. RefSeq names its product EGF like domain multiple 7 (gene EGFL7). Gene Ontology annotation, molecular function: calcium ion binding; signaling receptor binding. Gene Ontology annotation, cellular component: cell surface; extracellular region. Lineage: Eukaryota; Metazoa; Chordata; Lepidosauria; Squamata; Gekkonidae. The record is from RefSeq and is a predicted model, not a curated record. Gene Ontology annotation, biological process: anatomical structure development.
UCCUGCCUCUGCACAUCAUGGCCACUGACUGGCUGGGCUGGAGAGGGAGACCGCGAGCACCGAGUGCGUCCAGCUCAGCCAGCCAGGCCUUUCACCACAAGGCAGCAAGGAGCAGCAGGCAUGGUGGUGACAGGACUCUGGUCUACAGCCCAUGGCCACCACAGGACAUGGCAGGAAGAAGCCAAGGAGCUCUCUAGAGGGACCUACUCUUGUGUAGCAACAAAUGACUGGCCAAAAUGGAUCUGGUUUGCUUGUGGGACAGAACCUUCCACUAGCUCUCUGUGCAAAUCCUCCAUUCUUCUUUUAUCCUGCAUUGAAGUGGAGGAAGGUCCCAGCAGAGGAGAGGAAAUGAGGAGGGUCAGCAGCCGCCUCUUCCUCCUCUCAGGAUGUCUCCUUGUGCUUGCAGUGAUUGAGGCUGAAUGUUUCUCCCAGCCAGGACGCCGAGUGUGUUCUGUGGCAGUGGAGAGCCACAUGGUGUCCUUCUGUGUCUACCAGCCCUACCUCACCAUGUGCCAGGGACAGAGGCUUUGCACUACAUACAGCACCACCUACCGGGUCUCCCACUGUCAGAUGUAUCAGGCGAUUUCUCAGCCGGCACACAGGUGCUGUCCAGGAUGGAGGCGGGUGAGUGGCCGUGCCUGGCUGGGAUGCAACACAGCCAUCUGCCAGCCGCCUUGCCAGAAUGGAGGGAAGUGUUCACGCCCCAACCAAUGCGCCUGCCCUGCAGGGUGGACUGGAAGGUGCUGCCAGACAGAUGUGGAUGAAUGUGCUGGAGGAAGACACGGCUGCAGCCAGGCCUGCCUCAACGUGGCUGGGAGUUACAGCUGCAGCUGCCAGAAAGGGCACAAGCUCCAGGCUGACGGGAAGACAUGCCAGGCCCCUGCCCUUGGCAUCACUGGUCUGGCUGGAGCCUCCAACCGGACCGUGCAGGAGGACGUGAAGGAGCUGAGAACCAGAGUGCUGGCCCUGGAGGAAAAGCUUCAGCAGGCUUUGGCCCCUUUCCUCAGGCUGGAGCCGCCAGGGCCGGAGAGCGCCAGCAGCAACGGCAACACACUCCGCUGGCUCCUGCAUGUCUGGCAGCAGGUGGACAGGAUAGAUUCCCUCAGCGAGCAAAUCUCUUUUCUGGAGGAGCAACUGGAGACAUGCAGCUGCCAGCCUGGAGAGGGUGGCCGAAGAAGCAGGAAGAGGAGCCCCCCCUUCUGACCUUGUCACCUCACACCAGGGCUUGAGAACUGGGAGCCAGCCCCAUGGAGCGCACUCCCCUCCAGGCUGAGAGAAAUGGACAGAACAGCUUCUCACCCACCCACUUGCCGAGAGGAGCGUCAGCCGCCCAGGCCCACACAAUACGAGGGACAGAUGGCACUCCUGUGAGCAUGGAAGAAGGAAAGGCAUUUCUGCACUACCAGCUUCAGCAUCUUCUGCUACUCAGGGCUUCCUCAAAGCUCCUGGGAGCUGUAGUUUGGCGAGGGUGCCAGGAUUCACAAAUGGUUCUCCCUCUCUAAUCACAAAACAUGUUUCUGGUGCAAAGCAGAGACCACCACAAUGGGAACGCAGCCCUCAAGAAGUCAGUUCUCCCACUGCAGAAGGGGCUGCAGGGCCUCUGUUUAGUUGCAGAACGUGCCUAUUCCUUCUUUGGAAAGGACACUUCUUUCAUGUGCAAUAAAGGUCUUGUGUUAACCUGGUAGAUUAAUACAGGUUGCAGAUCAAGCCACUGUGAGGAAGAACUCCCUUCUGAGAUCUUUGCAUCCUGAGAGUGCCAGACAAGGGCUGGAAAUGGUACAAUUACUUACCAUUUAAUACACGGAGACUCUGUGCCAGUAAUUGAGAGGGCCUGAGAUUGUCACCUCCCCCCACUCCCCUGAAAUUGAUUGCAAUAAAAAUCCCAUUUCUGAAAA